Messenger RNA from Ilyonectria robusta, 2229 nucleotides. RefSeq names its product armadillo-type protein. Gene Ontology annotation, molecular function: mRNA 3'-UTR binding. The transcript has 4 exons. Gene Ontology annotation, biological process: post-transcriptional regulation of gene expression. Lineage: Eukaryota; Fungi; Ascomycota; Sordariomycetes; Hypocreales; Nectriaceae. Gene Ontology annotation, cellular component: cytoplasm. The record is from RefSeq and is a predicted model, not a curated record. Bases 1 to 2229 code for a protein of 742 amino acids.
AUGUCAGCUUCCGAGGCCACUGGGUCCCCUCCGCCAAGGGUCAUCCCCAUCCCAACCUGUGUUCUUCAGGAGGACAACCCCAAGGCGAUCGAAGAUUCGCCAUUGUCAUCUGCAUCUACUGGCAUGAAGAUAAGUCAUGAGACAUCGGCCGCCGAAAAUCGCUACCCGAUGGACAAACUUCUUGCCAAGCUUUCAGAGCAACAAGCCGUUCUGAACCAACAGAAUGAGGCCUUGAAGUCGGGAGACGACGACAACUUGUACACGAGGGUCCUGGACCAUGCAUCCUCGAGCAACUCCCUUCCCAUUACGCCUGCUACGGAUGUCUUUCCAAGCACUACCCCAACGACGCGUCCAGCAAGUGCCACACUCGAAGAAACUCGCUGUGACAACGACGAGGUCCUCCGCCUCAAGCUCCAGCUCGCACAGGCUCAGAACGAAAUUUCUAAGCUUGACCAAGAGCUUGCCCAAACUCGGUCUGUCAAGGCAGAUUCCGAAUGCGGCUUUGGACUGCGGGGUGCAGCACCAAUCUCGCGCGACAGUGCUUGGGGACCGCCCGAGGAUGCUCAGUCAGAUACUAGUGAUGCUAUGUCGUCCACCACGUUCAAUCGCACCAGGGGCAUCUGGGGAAACCCAAAAGGCUCGUUUGCCAACAUCACACUACAAGCUCCAGUGCCCGAGCCAUCUCCGGGCAACUGGUUGGGAGGCCGUGGGUUUAACCAAGCCUACUCAGAGCCCAAUGGGGCACCCUACCAAAUGAUGGAUGGGUAUCGAGGUGAGCGCCUCACACCUGAUCCUGACAUGGUGCGUUCCAACGGCGGUCGUCGUGGAAACCGCUAUGAAAGCCGUUUCAACUCCCCUCAGCCGUUCAACAGUGGAUACGGAGGUAGUUACAACAACGCCGCCGGUCAGUCAGAGUUCAUGGGGAAUCCCAUGCCUAGUGGACCCAUGAAUGUCCCCCAGGGAGUUGGACCGAUGGGAAUGGGCAUGUACUCACCUUACCAGCCUCAGCCCGUUGGGACGCCUCUGUCUCCCCACGCGUCUGAGUUCACUUCUAAGGUUGCCUGGAAGAAUGAGGCCGGAGCCCCUGAGGGACAGACCUACCUUCCACCAACGGAGCCACUCAACUACCGCCGUCUGCUGGACCGCAAUGUCAACUGCAACUGGAAGUACAUCGUUGACAAGAUCGUCUGCAACAAUGACCAGCAGGCAUCCAUCUUUCUGCAGCAGAAGUUGAAGGUUGGUACUCCUGAACAAAAGUACGAAAUCGUGGAGGCCAUCGUGGCCCAAGCCUAUCCUUUGAUGGUCAAUCGCUUCGGUAACUUCCUGGUGCAGCGUUGCUUUGAACACGGCACUCCCGAACAGGUCAUCAAGAUUGCUGAGGCUAUUCGUGGAAACACUCUGAGUCUCUCUAUGGACCCUUUUGGCUGCCAUGUCGUUCAGAAAGCCUUUGACUCGGUCCCAGAGAACUACAAGGCAAUCAUGGUCCAUGAACUUUUGCGUCGAAUCCCCGAGACAGUGAUCCACCGCUACGCUUGCCACGUUUGGCAGAAGCUCUUUGAACUCCGUUGGACAGAGUCUCCACCGCAGAUUAUGAAGUACGUCAAUGAUGCGCUCCGGGGCAUGUGGCACGAGGUGGCCUUGGGAGAGACUGGCAGUUUGGUCGUGCAAAACAUCUUUGAGAACUGCUUGGAAGAUGACAAGCGUCCUUGCAUCGAGGAAGUACUCGCCAACAUCGACAUUGUCGCUCACGGGCAGUUUGGAAACUGGUGCAUCCAGCAUGUCUGCGAACAUGGAGGCCCCCCCGACCGUAGUCGAGCCAUUGACCAUGUCAUCCGGUACGCUGCCGAGUACAGCACCGACCAGUUCGCCUCCAAGGUAGUUGAGAAGUGCCUCAAGAUUGGCGGUGCUGAGUUCCUGAGUCGCUACCUCGACCGAGUCUGCGAGGGACGCCGAGAUCGUACUCGCAUUCCGCUGAUCGAUAUUGCAAGCGACCAGUACGGCAACUACCUAAUCCAGUGGAUUCUCAACAACGCAGCCCCACAGCACCGCGAGAUUGUUGCUGCGCACAUUCGGAAGCACAUGGUGUCUCUCCGAGGAUCCAAGUUUGGGUCCCGAGUUGGUAUGCUCUGCACCAACCACGCGGUUACCACUCGCCCCGGUCCAGGUGCUGGGCCUAGCAUGAGUGCGCGCAUGGCUCCUGGGCCUCGCUACGGUGCCAGCUACCGUUGA